UCAGCUCUGAAGUCAAACCCCUCACAUCUGAAAGAGCUGGAUCUGAGUAACAAUGUCCUUAAGGAUUCAGGAGUGAAGCUGCUCUCUGCUAUGUUGGAUGAUCCACAAUGUAGACUGGAGACUCUGAGACUGUCAGGCUGUCUGUUCAAAGAGGAAGGCUGUCAUUCUCUGGCAUCAACUCUGAAGUCAAACUCCUCAAACCUAAAGAAGCUGGAUCUGAGUAACAAUGAUUUGGAAAAUGCAGGUGUACAAUUGCUCUUCACUGGACUUGUGGAUCCAAACUGUAAACUGGAGACACUGAGGCUGUCAUUCUGUGGAGUCACAGAGGAAGGCUGUGAUUUACUGGCCUCAGCUCUGAUGUCAAACUCCUGUCACCUAAGAGAGCUUGACCUGAGUAACAAUGACCUGGGGAAUUCAGGAGUGAAGUUUCUCUCUUCUGGACUGGGAAAUCCACAUUGUAAACUGGAAACACUGAGGUUGUCAGGCUGUCUGGUCACAGAGGAAGGCUGUGCUUCUCUGGUCUCAGCUCUGAAGACAAACCCCUCACAUCUGAAAGAACUGGAUCUGAGCUACAAUCACCCAGGAGACUUGGGAGUCAGACUGCUCUCUGCUGGACUGGAGGAUCCACACUGGAGACUGGAGAAACUCAAUAUGGAUCAUGGUGGAGAGUGGAUGUUGAAAUCAGGACUGAAGAAAUAUGUCUGUGAUCUCACACUGGACCUAAACACAAUAAACAGAGAACUCUCUCUGUCUGAGGAGAACAGAAAGGUGACAAGGGGGACAGUGGUGCAGCCAUAUCCUGAUCACCCAGAGAGAUUUGAGGACAGACCACAGGUGUUGUGUAGAGAGGGUCUAUCUGGACGCUGUUACUGGGAGGUAGAGUGGAGUGGGAGAGGAGUUAUGAUUGGAGUGACAUAUGAAGGAAUCAAGAGGAGAGGAGCAGGUGGUGACAGCUGUCUUGGUAGCAAUGACAAGUCCUGGAGUCUGUUCUUUGGUGAUGAUAACCAUUACUCUGCCAGGCACAAUAAGAAGAAAACAUUUAUACCUGUCACCUCCUCAGACUCCGACAGAGUAGGAGUGUAUCUGGACUGGCCAGCCGGCACUCUGUCCUUCUACAGGGUCUCCUCUGACACACUGACCCACCUGUACACAUUCAACACCACAUUCACUGAGCCCCUCUAUCCA
Molecule: messenger RNA, 1185 nt
Organism: Esox lucius (northern pike)
Lineage: Eukaryota; Metazoa; Chordata; Actinopteri; Esociformes; Esocidae
Product: ribonuclease inhibitor-like
Exons: 6
Molecular function (GO): protein binding
Source: RefSeq, a predicted model, not a curated record